Messenger RNA from Pygocentrus nattereri (red-bellied piranha), 2858 nucleotides. RefSeq lists its product as uncharacterized. The record is from RefSeq and is a predicted model, not a curated record. Gene Ontology annotation, cellular component: external side of plasma membrane. Gene Ontology annotation, biological process: T cell costimulation; immune response; positive regulation of T cell proliferation. Bases 687 to 2600 code for a protein of 637 amino acids. Lineage: Eukaryota; Metazoa; Chordata; Actinopteri; Characiformes; Serrasalmidae. The transcript has 17 exons.
AGCUUGUAUUUCAAGAGAAAAUGGUGUGACACCUCGUUCCCCGCUACUUACUCCGUUACGCCGUUACUCCGUUAAAUCUUUAUAUAGGAAACAGUUGUUCGCUGCGGUAUGAAUGUUUAAACUGUUGUGUGUCGGACCUUUAGCUGCCAGCUGGUUUACCUCAGAAAAUCGUCAACGAGUGAGAGAGAGAGACGAGAGAAAGAGCUACUGGCCGAGGCUGUGGAACUGAGGAAAUAACACCAUUUAAAUCGAGUAGGCUAAACUAACUCUCUCUCCGUGUCUCCUGAAAGGCAAAACAUACUUGCUCUUCUACACAGAACACCCCACCUCCUGCCACAACAAGCUCGGAUCGAAAAGAACCGAAUCAGAGCACGAAAUGUCCCCCACAUUUAACUGACGUCGCAGCCCAGAGCAGUAAUAACGCCGUUAACACGACAGAAGCACAGCAACAGAAGAGCAAGGAAAAGGAAACCGCUGACACUCCCAAAGCCGUACUUUAGUGCAGUUUCAGUAUUGCGGAGAGCCGGCUGUAUAACCGAAGCGUUUAAACUGCAGAGCAGACCUGUUGUGUGAUUGGCUGGAGUCGCCAAGUGGAGUCGCCACCUUCCGGCCCCUCCCACCGCUGGAGUCUCAGUAUUGAGAGUGAAAAUGUUCAGUGCAGUGCUGUAUUUCUUUCAGAUGUAGAGAUGGGCUUAAAUAUUUGUCUUUUUCUGUCAGGAGUUCUGUUCAUCUGUGACGGGCUCCAUGUGCUCGGUCCUUCUGAUCCUCUGAUUGUGGAGCUGGGGGGCUCAGUGAUGCUGCCCUGUUAUGUUGAAGCCCCCUUACCACUGGAAGAGCUGGAAGUGGAGUGGAAGGGAGCAGACUCUGGAACUUUAGUGCAUUUAUUCCAAGACGGAGAAAGUCGACCAGAGGCUCAGAACCAGGCCUACAGUGGAAGAGCCAGUUUCUUUACUGAGGAGGUCGAACGUGGAAACUUCUCUCUCCUCCUCACAAAUCUGACCACUAAAGAUGCAGGAAUUUACAACUGUUCUGUUUACAGUCAACAGGAAACUGGUCAAACAUCAGUUGAAAUAAAGGAGAUUGAGUAUUUGAUUGUGACUGGAGGUCAUGUCGUAUCUGCGUAUGUGGGUGAGGACAUCACUAUGAAUUGUUCUGUGGACUCCCAUAUCCCACCUGAAAAGCUUGAUGAGGUCUCAUGGAAGAAAGUGGAUCAGCAGAUACAAGUGUUGAUCUUCCUAAAUGGUGAGGUCCAGCCUGAAUCAACCCAUGAGAGAUACGCAGACAGAGUCGAGCUCUUCAGCCGUGAAGAAAUCCAGAAAGGAAAUUUCUCAUUUAGACUGAAGGAUCUCCGAACUGAGGACAAAGGCCAGUAUAUAUGUGAAGCAUUCUUUGGGGAGUUUGCUGAUAACACAACUGUGGAAGUACAGCAGCUGGGUUUUUCCAGUAUGCACACAGGGAUAUUGCUUCUUUGCAUUAUAGCAUUUGUAGUUCCAGUUGUGUUAGGCUACCCAGCAUAUGUUUCUUUAAAAAGAAAUGACAACAGCAAAAGAGCCUUAGCUGUGCAGUACACACUUGUCUGUUGUUCGAACAUUGCUCUGUGCCUUGCCUUUAUCCUUUGGGGGGUCAUUGAAGGGUUCCUCACUGAAGCAGCUACUUGCUCAGCGAUUAACCUGCUAAGGAUUCUCUUCCUGUUUUGGAUUGCUCCAUAUUUGGAUACAUUUAAAGCGAUUCUUCAAAGAUUUAUCAAACGAUCAGCAAUCACACUAGAAUAUGCUGUGAUAGCUGCUUUUGCUUAUUCAGGUUUUAUUGUGCGCUUAUGGCACAAUUAUCAGCAGACCAAAAAUAUUGUAAGGCUGGGGAUCAUCAUUGUUCUGCUGUCACUGCCGUUUCUGCUCUGCAUAAAUAUCUUUGUUCAAGGACUUACAAAAAUCUUCAAACAAGAACAAACAAAUUAUAUUUUAACAGAAUUAAUCAACGGUGCACGAGGGUGUUACGUUGUUCUCACAUAUGGUGUUAAUAUAUCUAAGUUGGUGCUGUUCAUUCUACCAUUUCUGGAGAUGAUUUUUGUCUAUUUCAGGUGUCAAUGCUUGUUCAACAGAGGAUCAAGGGUUUUAAUCCGGAUGUCAGUUCUGUUAAUCUUGGAGAUCGUGUGUGCAUCAUCAUCAGUCUACAUUCAUUAUGACUUACUGGAUACUUUGGAUUUUCGAAAAGAACGUGACGGACUGACCUGUUUGGCUGCAUAUCUCUACGUUUUGACUGGGAUGUUACUUUUUAAAGUUGUGAUUGAUGACUAUGGACUCUUCAGCAGAAGACCGCAUUCAAACAGAACACGUCAAGUAGUGGAAUCUUCUACAGUCACAGGGACUCAGCGAACAUCAGGUCAUGCCAUUGUUUACAUGCUGGGGGCAGUGGGUCUCAGUUGUGUGAAUUCUGUUGCGCUGGCAGUAGAACUGAUCCUGAAAGCACGAAACGGUGAGCGUACAGUGAACGACCUGCGAGUCAUUCUUGUACCCUUUGAAUGUAUCUUUCCUAUUGGCUGUCUUGUGCUACAGAUAUCUGCAUUUUGUAAGUAUAACCUACAAACACGACACAGGCUGUGAUCUCACAUCCAGCACAAAGCUUAACUUGGCAGUUACUUUGUUCAAGAACUUUGUUCUUGAAUUCCAAAAUUGCCUGUAUGCCUUGACGCGCUUCACGUCCAGGCUGGUUUUGAAAUGUUUUUCCGCCUGUAGUUUAGACAGACGUUGUGCAAGGGUUGUGUUUUGCAGGUUGUUGUACCUCCUUGUUACCAGAUUUGAAGGUUGAGCCACAAGCACAUGAUUUCCAACAGUUAGCUCCAAGGAAUCAUGCAUAUGAAC